This is a messenger RNA of Rubroshorea leprosula, 1208 nucleotides long. NCBI's taxonomy places the organism in Eukaryota, Viridiplantae, Streptophyta, Magnoliopsida, Malvales, Dipterocarpaceae. The record is from the annotation of a GenBank genome assembly.
AUGUGGAAGAAGGUUGGAAAGAAAAAAUGACAUACAGGCUAUACUGUAAAGGGAAAGAUCUUCCGGUUAAAUACCUGGGGAUCCCCAUUGGGGGGAGUCACAGAAGAAUAGCAAUGUGGAGACCACUUAUGGAAUUUGUGAAAAAGAAAUUAGCUCCAUGGAAAGGCCAUCAUCUAUCCUUUGGGGGACGCAUUACACUCAUUAAUUCCGUGUUGUCUAGCUUGCCCGUGUUUCUAAUGUCAUUCUACCUACUUCCUAAAGGUGUUAUUCAUUUCAUUGAUAAAAUUCGCAAAAGCUUUUUAUGGGGUGGGGAGGGAGAGGGUAGGAAAAUUAAUUGGGUCAAAUGGGAAAAGGUUUGUAAGAAUAAACAUUAUGGGGGAUUAGGAGUUAGAGGGUUGAGGAAGUUCAAUUUUGCCUUAAUGGGGAAAUGGUGGGGACGGCUAGCAAGAAAAGAACAGGGCUUGUGGGAUAAGGUUAUAGCUAGUAAGUAUGGCAGGAGUGGAGGCCAUUGGCUUGAUUGGGUAAGGGAGGGAAGGGGAAUAGGAUCACUAUGGUGGAGGGAUGUAUGCUGCCUAAACAAUGUGGAUGAGGAAAAUGAAGGGUGGUUAACAGAAGGGUUUAAGUUAAAACUAGGAGAAGGAAAGGGAGUGAGCUUUUGGUGGGACAAUUGGGGUGGGGAGGGAUGCCUUGCUAAUCUUUUUCCGAGAUUGUAUUCUUUGUCAACAGGAAAGGAGAAAGAAUGUUAUCAAAUGGGUAAAGAGGAAAAUGGAACAUGGAAGUGGGUAGCAAAGUGGCUAUGGAAGGCUUGUGGGAAAUGGUGGGGGAUUUCAGUUAAUUUGGAAAUUGAUUGCUGGAAAUCUUAUGAGCAGUUUGGGGUAUGGGCCAAGGAAGCACGUGUAAAGGAAGGCUGGGAUUGUAUCUGGAAUGUUGUGGUGUGGUCCGUAUGGCUCACAAGAAACCAGAAGAUAUUCCAAGAUUCUGACGUCAAUAUAAGAAGUAGAGUCUUGUCCAAUGCGUGGAUGGAUUAGUCGUAAUGUUAAGAAGGAAUUGUUAGAAUCCCAAAAUGUUUACUUUUAGGUUAUAUUGAGCAAAUAAUUGACUCUAGUUAGAAUUUAGGCAAAGUCAGUAGAUGCUCAAUACCUUACCUAAUUUUGUAUUAUGGGCAGAAGUACCCCUUGUACUCUAUCUAAUGAAUUAAUUUUGCUGUG